Talpa occidentalis (Iberian mole) is the source of this 4808-nucleotide messenger RNA. RefSeq names its product SWI/SNF related, matrix associated, actin dependent regulator of chromatin, subfamily d, member 2 (gene SMARCD2). The record is from RefSeq and is a predicted model, not a curated record. The transcript has 12 exons. The coding region runs from base 1948 to 3933 and encodes 661 amino acids. Lineage: Eukaryota; Metazoa; Chordata; Mammalia; Eulipotyphla; Talpidae. Gene Ontology annotation, biological process: regulation of transcription by RNA polymerase II. Gene Ontology annotation, cellular component: SWI/SNF complex; nucleus.
UUGUGGGACCCUCGCCGUUGGCCGGGGAUCGAACUGGCCCUGCAGAGGCUGCGGGCAGCCUCGCAACCCAGCGCUCAACCGCUGCGCCACCAGGGGAGGCCCCCAAGCCCAAUUUUUUGACAUUUAGGAGAGGAGACCAGAGCUCUGAGAACCAACGGGGUUCUCGUCUUUUAGGGUGUACGAGAUGAGCUGGAAUUGAGCAAGGAUUUGAGGGCCCACGUUGGCCAGAUGGGGGAACCUGUUGAAAGAAGGGAGGUGAUGACCCCCCUCCCUGCAGGCAGUGGCUGUAGCUGUGCAUCAAGUCAAGUGAAGCGGUGUAAAAAAAACUAAACACAGAUUGCUGGGCUCACUCCAGAGAGUUCAAAUUAUUUUCUACUCGUGGAGGGGUACGUAGCCCCCAGAAGCAUGAGGGCCCCCAGUUUAAACACAGGGCAGAGCUUGUUCUUGGAGGAGGCAGCAUCAGGCCCAGCCUCCUGCCCCUGCUGUCCUGGAUGGUGGCCGUCCCUGGAGCUCGGGCGCCGGCUGGUGCUGGGCUAGGGGAGAGGAGCGCGUGCGUUUGCAGGCUCAGGGCGCGCUGACAGGCUUACCUAGCCCUGCUGCAGGCCGGGAGCUGGACAGCCGGGGAGUUCUGGACUGCCUUUCUUUCAUUUUUUUUUUUUUUAAUAGUUCUGGGGUGGUUUUUUGAAAAAGCAGAAUUACUGGUGCUUCAAAACACAGGUGUGGAGCUUGGCAAGGCCAAGAUGGGACCUCAAGCACUUGUAAGCAGCCUUUCCCCCUUGGGAGAAGCCUGGGGCCCGCGCGAGCUGCACUGGGGAAGUCUGGAGCAGAUGCCUGGGAGGGGCCUGCAGGCCCUGCCUGCACUGCCUUGUCUUGGGACUUCCUGUUGCUAGAGCGAGUACCUGCCUAGGAGGGCUGGGUGGUGCUGAGGAGGCCUGGGGAAGGCCCCAGUGAGUAGCGCUUGGGGACUGCAGGGCUCCAGGGCACACUCUGCAGGUCCCAUGGCGUCUGUGGCUCCCGGCCCGGCUCAGGCGCUGCGUGGGAAGAAGUCCAGCCCGGGCUGUCUAGGGCCUGGGCCUACAGCUGCGACCACACUGAGUAUUUCUAUAAUCUCUGGCCGUGGUUCAUUAGGGCAGAGAAACAGGCUGUCUUUAGCUUUUCAACAGCUCAGACGAAUCUCUUCCUGAUGAGGAGUGACUUGUGGCAGGGCUCUGAGGUCCCAGCACCCCCAUGUUUAACCCCAUUUUCCAAAUGCUGCCUCCUGCCCUACUCCUUCUCCCGCUCCCCCCUCCCCAUCCCUGCCUCUGGGUCAGGUUUCCCGCCAUCUUUGCGUCUGUUCCAAAAUCUGACCCUUGGGUGAGAACAUGGGUUGGGUGUGCUGGAUGAAGAGGUGAGGGAAGACUCUCAUCUUCGUGGUUUAGGGGUGGGGGGGCGUCCUUUGAUUUGGGCGAGUCCCCUCCCAGCCUGACUUGGUUGGCUGGUUGUGCUGGUUGCAUAAUCUGGGCCCUGGGGCCAACCCUGUGAGGCUGCCAGGGACAGUGUGUUCAAGGCAGAGCUGCCAAACAGGCCUUGCAGGCAGCAGCCGUAGGAAAGGGGCGGGGGACUGAACUUACUCCCAGAGGGGGACCGGGACCUCCAUGGAAAACCCCUGACUGACUUCUAAAGAGGCUGUUUCUGUCCCCCUCUGCUGGCCCUCAGGCUCUGAUCCUUGCCUCCCAAAUAAUCUUAGUGCCACUCUCCGGUUUGGGGUUGUGGGGGUUACCAUGAGCCUGAGCCGGCCCCAGGUGGUACAUGGACCACAGCAGAGUCCAGGUGCCAGCUGCACUCACCCGCAGGCCAUCAGGAGCCACAGCGCCCCUCUUGGGGUCUUCCAGCUUAGGGCUAGGAGUGGGGCAGGAGGGCCGCGAGAGCAGGGUCCGGUGGAGUGAGUAGGGACCAUAUGGCGACCAGAUGGUCCCUGCGCUCUGCCCGUGGCCACCCCCACCAGUUGGGACAUGCUCCAGGCCCGCCUGUUGGAGCUUGCUCACCUGGGUGCCGCGCCCUGAUAGGCUUGCCGGCCCACUGGACUGUCCUGGCCACAGCACCGGGCUGUUCACAUCACACUCCCCCUUGCAGUGCCCCCCUCGUCUCUCAGGUGGGGGAAGAGAAGAAGGGGGCACAUGCUGGCACCACCCGAGGGCCCCAAGAGUGCCUGGAAGCCUGCUGGUCCCAGGGAGCCAGGGCAGAGCGUGCUGGGGCUGGAAGGUGGCUGUGGGCCCUGAAAAACUCCCCCAGGCCCUUCCCUCUGCUGGCAGGAUUCCCCGCCCACCCUCUGGGUUCUGGCAGGCCUCAUUCGCUGGCACGGCUGCCAGGGCGGUUGAAGGGGGUGGGGCAGGUGUGGUUUACACUUCUGCUCUCAGGCGCCUGCUCCCCUUUGUUCCUGCCCCUCCAGCCCGGGCUCCACGGUGUGCUGCUCAGGGCCCGACCUGGCUGAGGAGCAGGAUGGAGGGCAUGGGCUACGGGCCCCGCAGGACCCUGCCGCUGACCUAUGCCCCCCCGUUGGCUCACUUCCCGCAGCGGCCGGGCAUGUCACCUGGGAGCCGGAUGCCCAUGGCUGGCUUGCAGGUGGGACCCCCUGCCGGCUCCCCGUUUGGCACGGCUGCUCCACUUCGGCCUGGCAUGCCACCCACCAUGAUGGACCCAUUCCGAAAGCGCCUGCUCGUGCCCCAGGCCCAGCCCCCGAUGCCUGCCCAGCGCCGGGGGUUAAAGAGGAGGAAGAUGGCAGAUAAGGUUCUACCUCAGCGAAUUAGGGAACUUGUCCCAGAGUCUCAGGCGUACAUGGAUCUCUUGGCUUUUGAGCGGAAGCUGGACCAGACCAUUGCUCGCAAGCGGAUGGAGAUCCAGGAGGCCAUCAAAAAGCCUCUGACGCAAAAACGAAAACUGCGGAUCUAUAUUUCCAACACGUUCAGCCCCAGCAAGGCAGAAGGAGACAGCGCGGGAACUGCAGGGACCCCCGGGGGAGCCCCAGCAGCGGACAAAGUGGCGUCCUGGGAACUGCGAGUGGAAGGAAAACUGCUGGAUGACCCUAGCAAACAGAAGAGAAAGUUUUCUUCGUUCUUUAAGAGCCUCGUCAUUGAGCUGGACAAGGAACUCUACGGGCCUGACAACCACCUGGUGGAGUGGCAUCGGAUGCCCACCACCCAGGAGACGGACGGCUUCCAGGUGAAAAGACCUGGAGACCUCAAUGUGAAGUGCACCCUCCUGCUCAUGCUGGAUCACCAGCCUCCCCAGUACAAACUGGACCCCCGACUGGCGAGGCUGCUGGGGGUGCACACACAGACGAGGGCCGCCAUCAUGCAGGCCCUGUGGCUUUACAUCAAGCACAACCAGCUGCAGGACGGGCACGAGCGCGAGUAUAUCAACUGCAACCGCUACUUCCGCCAGAUCUUCAGCUGUGGCCGGCUCCGUUUCUCCGAGAUCCCCAUGAAGCUGGCGGGGUUGCUGCAGCAUCCGGACCCCAUUGUCAUCAACCACGUCAUCAGCGUGGACCCCAACGACCAGAAGAAGACGGCCUGCUACGACAUCGACGUGGAGGUGGACGACCCACUCAAGGCCCAGAUGAGCAAUUUCCUGGCUUCCACCACCAAUCAGCAGGAGAUUGCUUCCCUUGAUGUCAAGAUCCAUGAGACCAUUGAGUCCAUCAACCAGCUGAAGACCCAGCGGGAUUUCAUGCUCAGCUUCAGCACUGACCCCCAGGAUUUCAUCCAGGAAUGGCUGCGUUCCCAGCGUCGUGACCUCAAGAUCAUCACUGAUGUGAUCGGGAAUCCUGAGGAGGAGAGACGAGCCGCUUUCUACCACCAGCCCUGGGCCCAGGAGGCAGUGGGGAGGCACAUCUUUGCCAAGGUGCAGCAGCGAAGGCAGGAACUGGAACAGGUGCUGGGAAUCCGCCUGACCUAACUGCUCAGGGAUCCCUCCUCUCCCCGGCCGCGGAAGAAGCCCCUCCCUCAGCCUGACAGGGGACCACCGUCUGGGGCCACAGACACGUAGGAUAAGGACGGGGUGAGGGUUGUCUCCUGCCACCCUCUGCUCCCCAGCUGUAGUUGCGCAAGCGUAGAGGUAGCAUUCCUUGUUGCUUGGCCCCCAGAGCCUUAGUACUUAUUUUACACAUUGGCUUUAACUGGGUCACAUCAGUCGCCUUCUGCCCCCUGCAGGCAGCCCGCGUGGGACUGCUGGAGGCUGUGCUUUGACUUGCCCCAGAGACAUUUCAGAACCAAAGGCCACUGGCUUUGCUUGUUUACAGACUCCCCCUUGGGGCAAGGGGAGCUGGGCAAGGAAGGGGGCGGGCACAGCUCCCACUCCUCCUUGCCUUUCUAAACCAAAGUUCUUUGCCAUUCCUACAAGCCCAGCCUCGCUGCUGGUUUUUUUCCUUUGGGUAUUUGCACUAUUUGGGGGAGCAGGUUUUUUUAUGUGGGAGCCACUUUUUUUGUACAGGGGUAAGUUGGGGUCUUUGAGGGAGCCCUAUUUGGUGCCCCCUUGUUUUCUUUCCUCAAUCUAUGCAAGCGGCUCUAGCCGCCAUCAUCUCCUGGGAUGCCAGAGGGCUGCUGCCCCAGCUACUUGGGCCCUGGGUGGGAAGGCCUCCUCGAGGGAGGGGAUUCUGGUUCUGUUGUGUGGCCUGAGGUACGGGUGUUUGUCUUGGUGGGGGGCAGUGAAGGGAGGCUGGGGUAAUAAGACUGUUGCCCUCUGGAGCUUGGUAAGGAGGGUGGGCCUAGGGCUUGUAAAGGUGCCACUGCUGGCAGGUUUGGAAAAUUCCAAAUAAAUCCUUUUGUUUAUUG